AUGCCGAACAACUCUCCAAAUCCCAUCCCGUUUUCAGAGCCGCCUUACCUUCGCGGCCUCCCUUCUCCCUACAUUACGCCUGCCCACCGCCAUUUCCAACAAGCAUGCCGUAAAUUUGCAACAGAAAACUUGACUUCGAAUGCCCUGGAGUGGGAGCGUGGGGGAACAGUCCCUGAGCAUGUUUUCAACACAUUCUGCAAGCAUAAUAUGUUGGUGCCCAACCUGCCAGCUCCAUUGCCUGUGGAUUGGCUGAAGCGUCUGGGAAUCAACGAUAUCCUGGGGGUCAAGGUUGAAGACUGGGACUACAUCUACUCCGGAAUUUACUUUGAUGAGAUGGCCCGUUCUGGUCUCAGUGGCCCCUUGGCCUCUCUGAACGCCGGUUUCGCUUUUGGACUUGCACCAAUCUACAAGUUUGGUAGCAUUGCGUUGCAAGAGCGAUUCUUGCCCGAGCUGCUCACAGGGAAGAAGCGAUGCUGCAUUGCUAUUACGGAACCCGAGGCGGGUAGUGACGUCGCGAAUGUCACCACAGCUGCUGUUAAGAGUGCCGAUGGUCAGCACUACAUCCUAAACGGAAUUAAGAAAUGGAUCACGAAUGGUAUCUGGUCCGACUAUGCCACCAUGGCCGUACGAACCGGUGGACCAGGAGCCGCGGGCCUUUCUCUUCUAGUUGUGCCUUUGAAGGGCCACCCCGGUGUCUCAAUGCGCCGACUCAAAGUCUCGGGCCAGCUCACAAGCGGGACCACAUACAUUGAGCUCGACGACGUCAAGGUUCCUGUGUCGAACAUGAUUGGCAAAGAAGGCGAGGGUAUGCGUAUUAUUAUGACCAACUUCAACCAUGAGCGACUUAUCAUUGCCAUUGGAGUCACUCGUCAGGCUCGUGUAGCCCUCUCCUCCGCUUUCUCCUACUGCCUCAAGCGCGAGGCUUUCGGGAAGACGCUCAUGGACCAACCUGUAGUCCGCCACCGCCUAGCUAAGGCAGGCGCGGAGCUUGAAACUAUGUGGGCGUGGUUUGAGCAGAUCCUGUACCAAUUAGCCCAUCUAAGCAAAGAAGAAGGGGAUCGUCAACUUGGUGGUUUAACGGCAUUGGCUAAAGCAAAGGCCGGUAUGGUUCUGAACGAAUGUGCUCAAACAGCCGUGUUGUUGUUUGGAGGAAGUGGAUUCACCCAAUCGGGUCAGGGUGAAUUGGUCGAAGCCAUUCUUCGCGAUGUUCCUGGUGCUCGUAUUCCCGGUGGAUCAGAAGACGUGCUGCUCGACCUAUCUGUGCGUCAAUUGGUCAAGCUCUAUAAGGCCGAAGAGAAGAAGCUCUCACAGAGCUCCAAGAUUUGA
Penicillium vulpinum is the source of this 1326-nucleotide messenger RNA. Its product is annotated as acyl-CoA dehydrogenase family protein. Lineage: Eukaryota; Fungi; Ascomycota; Eurotiomycetes; Eurotiales; Aspergillaceae. Gene Ontology annotation, molecular function: oxidoreductase activity, acting on the CH-CH group of donors; flavin adenine dinucleotide binding. Bases 1 to 1326 code for a protein of 441 amino acids. The record is from RefSeq and is a predicted model, not a curated record. The transcript has 4 exons.